Messenger RNA from Populus euphratica (Euphrates poplar), 1323 nucleotides. Its product is annotated as photosystem II stability/assembly factor HCF136, chloroplastic-like. The record is from RefSeq and is a predicted model, not a curated record. Gene Ontology annotation, molecular function: protein binding. The transcript is spliced from 10 exons. Bases 1 to 1038 code for a protein of 345 amino acids. Lineage: Eukaryota; Viridiplantae; Streptophyta; Magnoliopsida; Malpighiales; Salicaceae.
AUGAAGAAGAAUUUCAAUGCAUCCGUAAGAGCUUCCUCCGCUUCCUCCCAUGUUUCCAAGACUCCUAGGGGAGCGAGGGAGGAAAGAGUUUACCUUCCCAUUGAUCCCGGUGUUGUGCUCCUUGACAUUGCCUUUGUUCCUGAUGACCCGAACCAUGGUUUCUUGUUGGGGACAAGGCAGACAAUCAUGGAAACUAAAGAUGGUGGAAAUACUUGGGUCCAGCGGUCAAUACCUUCGGCAGAAGACGAGGAUUUUAACUAUAGGUUUAAUUCUAUUAGUUUUAAGGGGAAGGAAGGAUGGAUUGUUGGAAAGCCUGCAAUUCUGCUGUACACUGCAGAUUCCGGAGAAACAUGGGAGAGAAUACCACUAAGUGCUCAACUCCCUGGUGAUAUGGUCUAUAUAAAGGCAACUGGAGAAAAGAGUGCGGAGAUGGUAACAGACGAAGGUGCAAUAUAUGUCACAUCAAAUAGGGGUUAUAACUGGAGGGCUGCAGUUCAGGAGUCUGUUUCGGCAACUCUUAACAGAACAGUUUCUAGCGGUAUUAGUGGUGCAAGUUACUAUACAGGGACUUUUAAUACUGUGAAUCGCUCUCCAAAUGGAAACUAUGUUGCCGUCUCAAGCCGUGGUAACUUCUAUCUGACGUGGGAGCCUGGUCAGGCAUUCUGGCAGCCGCAUAACAGAGCAAUUGCAAGAAGAAUUCAAAACAUGGGAUGGAGGGCGGAUGGUGGGCUCUGGCUUCUUGUUCGUGGAGGGGGGCUUUAUCUUAGCAAAGGCACUGGGAUAUCAGAGGAGUUUGAAGAAAUUCCAGUGCAAAGUAGGGGGUUUGGCAUUCUUGAUGUAGGGUACCGUUCAAAGGAAGAGGCUUGGGCAGCAGGGGGCAGUGGGGUUCUAUUGAGAACUACCAAUGGUGGCAAGACAUGGACCCGUGACAAAGCAGCUGAUAAUAUUGCUGCAAAUCUUUACUCGGUGAAGUUUAUCGAUGACAAGAAAGGAUUUGUUCUGGGAAAUGAUGGAGUCCUGCUUCGGUAUCUUGGAUAAAGAAAUUGCUGUCUCAUGGCUUCCACAUAUUUGAUGGAAAUUUUUGGCCAUGCAAAGAUCUAGGAGAAAUGCUUUCUGAAUGGCAGGAUCGAAUUCCUGAAUUCCUCUGUGUGCAGGUUUCUCAAUGAUGCUGCGAUUUUGUACGCAUAAAGCACUCCAUGUUGUGAAGAGAGGAACAAAGUUUCAUAUUGCAUGUAUUUUUUCAUGCAACUAUAAUAUGUGAAUGGCUGCUACAUUUCAUUACAUGUGGUGGUGUUCUUUAAAGUAAAGUUUGCGCAAAGACAA